CGGCCGCCUGCCGGGGCCGCUGGCUCUGGACACACUUCCCGGCGCCUCUCGUCACCUGGGAAUUUUCAUCCAUCGGCCGGCGGAAGCUUAGUGGGAGACUGAAGCCCUGUAACCCAGCUGACUGAGCCAGGGAAGUAGUUGAGCACGCAGACAGCCAGACUGUCCGCAUCGUUAAGCGUGUGGUGUCCUGCUGAGGCCUGUUACACUUCGCUUUCCAAGAGAAUGCAGCCUUGAUGCAACUAUGAGCAGAGAAUCAGGCAACUAUGGAAAUAUGUAGACAACAAGGUGCAGUCACCUCCCUGUGCGGCAUGCAGAACACAGACUGAAUUGCCCUUUGAUUUUUUAAUAGCUGAGAAGAGGUUUUAUCCUGCUGUUAGAGCUGCCCUGAUCAAACACGCUCAGCAGUGCAGUCAGGUCUCUGUUCAGACUGAAUCAUUCCUCAUUAUUCCACAAGUGUGGAGAAUUCACAGUGCUCUUGACUGGAGAUUACUGGCUGUUAAUGGAAUCCUGCAGUGCAGCAACACUGAAGAUCAGAAUCCUAUUAUGGUUUUUCUCCUGUAUGAGGAAGCUUUGUUGCCAAGAUUUGUUCUGAAAAUCCAUGCUACUGACUGCAGCUGUCUACAAAUGUAGAAGACUUGCAAAUUGCAUCUCCCCCCUACCCAACUGACCCAUUUCCUAUGGAAUUCAUGAUUCUUAAUAUUUUUAAAAAUUCUGUCUCUACUGAGGAUGUUUGGAUUAUAACUGUGAGCAUAUCUAUGCAAAGAGACAAAUUAGCCUGAGUAAUUGAGUUUCCCUUAGCAGAGGGACCCCAGAUGUCAGCCAAGCUUAAGGACAACUGAUGGAGAUAAGCAUGAGAUCACCGUGGCACAGCUGCAUGUGUAGUCACUCUUGAAGCAAUUGCACACCUAAUUGGCUGACAAUCUUGGCAUUUUUAAAACAAACGCAAGCCUUUUAAAAGAGGGGGACCUGUUUAUAUAUGAAUAGUCCAAUAGGCCUGUUGAGUGUCAUCAAUGGAGCCCUCUGGCAAUGAACAGAUGUGUGAUGACCCUGAUCCUGGAGGCAAAUCCCAAGAUACCGAGACCAAAAAACAGCAUGAAUCAGAGCAAAAAUUAUCCAAAAUAACGCAUAAUGCUUUGGAGAACAUUAAUGUGAUUGGUCAAGGCUUGAAGCACCUUUUCCAGCACCAGCGCAGGAGGUCCUCAGUUUCUCCCCAUGAUGUUCAGCAAGUUCAGGCUGAUCUGGAGGCUGAAAUGGAUUUGGAAAACCAAAGCGCCUGUGCUGAAAUUGAUGGUGUCUCCACCCACCCCACAGCUCUGAAUCGAGUGCUUCAGCAGAUCAGAGUGCCACCUAAAAUGAAGAGAGGGACAAGCCUGCACAGCAGGCGGGGCAAGAUGGACCCUCCAAAAGGAAGCCCUCAGAUCAACAGGAGAUCUGCCCAAGAUACUCAAUCAGGUCGGCCCAGAUCGUCAUCUACUACUGAUGCUCCCACCAACUUGUCUGUGAUGGAGAUAGCUUCUUCUAUCUAUAUAGGUGGAGAGGAGGCCUCAGCAGCAGCAAUCGAGCGGUUGGAAGUCAGCAGCCUUGCCCAGACCUCCAGCGCGGUCGCCUCGAGCACUGAUGGCAGCAUCAACGCUGACUCCAUUGAUGGGACCCCAGACCCUCAGCGCACAAAAGUGGCCAUCACUCACUUGCAGCAAAAGAUCUUGAAGCUGACUGAGCAGAUUAAAAUCGAACAAACGGCCCGUGAUAACAAUGUGGCGGAGUACCUGAAACUGGCCAACAAUGCUGACAAGCAGCAGAGCGCCCGUAUCAAGCAAGUGUUUGAGAAGAAGAAUCAGAAGUCAGCCCAGACCAUCCUGCAGCUGCAGAAGAAACUAGAACAUUACCACCGGAAGCUGCGAGAGAUUGAGCAGAACGGGAUCCCUCGGCAGCCGAAGGAUGUGUUCAGGGAUAUGCAUCAGGGGUUGAAGGAUGUCGGAGCAAAGGUCACUGGCUUCAGCGAGGGUGUAGUAGACAGUGUUAAAGGUGGACUUUCUAGUUUCUCCCAAGCCACGCAUUCCGCAGCCGGAGCUGUGGUUUCCAAACCUCGGGAGAUUGCCUCUCUUAUAAGGAACAAGUUUGGGAGUGCAGACAAUAUUGCUAACCUGAAAGAUUCCUUAGAGGAAGGCCAGGAAGAUGGGGCAGGAGGCAAGGCUCUAGGUGUUAUUCAGAACUUUCAGUCAAGUCCAAAAUAUGGAAGUGAAGAGGAUUGUUCCAGUGCCACGUCGGGCUCUGUGGGGGCCAACAGCACCACAGGGGCCCCUGUGGGAGCUUCUAGCUCCAAAACAAACACUCUGGAUGUGCAGAGCUCAGGGUUUGAUGCAAUACUACAUGAAAUUCAAGAAAUUCGAGAGACACAGGCAAGACUGGAAGAAUCGUUCGAGGAUCUGAAGGUUCGUUAUCAGAGGGAUUACUCAUUAAUAAUGCAGACUCUGCAAGAGGAGCGGUACAGAUGUGAAAGACUAGAAGAUCAACUAAAUGACCUGACUGAGCUCCAUCAGAAUGAGAUCCUGAAUUUAAAACAGGAACUGGCCAGCAUGGAGGAGAAAAUUGCCUAUCAGUCCUAUGAGCGAGCCCGGGACAUCCAGGAGGCUCUGGAGGCCUGCCAGACCCGCAUCUCCAAGAUGGAGCUGCAGCAGCAGCAGCAGCAGGUGGUGCAGCUGGAGGGGCUGGAGAACGCCACGGCCAGGAACCUGCUGGGCAAGUUCAUCAACAUCCUCCUGGCCGUCAUGGCUGUCCUCCUGGUCUUCGUCUCCACCGUGGCCAACUGCGUCGUGCCCCUCAUGAAGACUCGCAAUAGGACGUUCAGCACUUUAUUCAUAGUGGUUUUCAUUGCCUUUCUGUGGAAGCACUGGGACGCCAUUACGGGCUACUUGGAACGGUUCUUGUCCCCCCCUAGAUGAUGGCGCGAGGAGUCGCUGCGUCGCCCUCCCGGCGCCCGCGGGCGCGAGCGUGGCAAAGAUUAGUCAGCAGCUAUUGCGCUGAAGUUUUAAAGUGUCCGAGUGAAUUUGUUUACAUUUAGAAUAACAGUUUUUCUCUGCGAGACGCAUUGCAAUAGUAUUUUUUAGAUUUUAUUCAAGAACUCUUUUUGGUGAGAAUCCUGGAUAAUUUUUAUGUAGCAUGGUUCUCUUUGGAUGCAAAUCUUAAUUCUUCAAAGUGUACAAAAGAAAUAAAUAAAAUACACAAAUUUGGAGCAUACCAAUGGGCUAUUUAAAUUGUGGCUUGAACUGCUGUACUUAACCUGUCAGGAAGAGGAAAACGUGGUUAGCUUAAAAUGAGCAAAGCUAAAUCUAGCGCACAGCCGUAAGUGAAGGCACCACAGCAAACCGGUAACACUAAGCUUUUACUGUGAAGUCUGCUCACAUUCCAUGCCCAAAUCUAUGGGUUCAGAGUGGUUUCUUUCCUUAACGGAGAAAAGCAACAUAUGGAUUUCUCUCCCAACUCAGCACCUGGGUUUGCCAUUUGUGCUAACCUGACUUACAGUAGUUUCCUAUAAGGCUGGUUAACUUUGCUGAGCAUAUGAGAUGGAAGCCUCAUGCCAUACACAGUAACUGCACAGUUGUGCUACAGUAUUUUGAAGUAGUCCUUUAAAUACUUGUCUUUAAACAGAAGCCCUUGGUCGCACUUUUGAGGUUU
Molecule: messenger RNA, 3675 nt
Organism: Nothoprocta perdicaria
Lineage: Eukaryota; Metazoa; Chordata; Aves; Tinamiformes; Tinamidae
Gene: TMCC1
Product: transmembrane and coiled-coil domain family 1
Exons: 9
Coding region: 1011-2942 (643 amino acids)
Biological process (GO): endosome membrane tubulation; endosomal transport; endosome fission
Cellular component (GO): endomembrane system
Source: RefSeq, a predicted model, not a curated record